AGUAAAAAUACGCAACACAAGCUAGCAGCACCUUGCAUAACUUGCUUGAAAUAGACGGUUGAUGGUUGGUGGACAAUCCAACAGAACGCUUAGUCAGUUUUGAAUUCACGCGCUUGGUAGACGCGAGAAUAAAACUUUUUUCGGUGUAGUGUAUCGACGAUAGAGUACAGACAUGCCGUCUGGUAGCAAUGACGACAAUGAGGUCAAGUCACAGCUUGACCUUGGUGAGCCUCCCCAACACGUUUUGGACUGGGCCAAAGAGAAUAUAAGAGAAAAUCCGGAAACUCGAGAUCAAGUAAUACAAGAAUUCAGGGAUAUGAUAUUCGAAAGAGGUGAAUGUACACCACACAGAACAGAUGAUGUGUAUUUGCUCCGUUUUUUGAGAUGUCGUAAUUUCAGUAUAGAAGGGGCCCACAAACUGUUAUGCAAUUACUACGAAUUCAAAGAAAACAACAAGGAUUUUUUCGAAGGAAUCUCCUUAGAAAAUCUUGAAAUUUUGGGACACGAUGAAAUAAUUACAGUACCACCUUACAGAGAACAGACAGGAAGAAGGAUAUUGCUUUAUAGAAUGGGUAAUUGGGAUCCAGAAAGUGUUACGGUCACAGAACUUUUCCAAGCCAGUCUUCUUAUUAUGGAAGUAGGGGCUUUAGAGCCAAUGAAUCAGAUCCUUGGGGGUAUUUGUAUUUGGGAUCUUGAAGGGGUUUCCCUCGGUCAAGCUUGGUACUUAACCCCUAGUAUUGCUUACAAAAUGAUGGAAAUAAUGACGACAUCCUUUCCCAUGAAGGUUCACGCUUUCCAUAUUGUGAAUCAGAACUGGCUGUUCGACAUGGGAUACAACAUUUUCAAACCAUUACUUACCAGCGACAAAAUGCGCCAAAGAUUGCACAUCCACGGAAGAAAUUACGAAGAAUUGCACAAACAUAUCGAUCCGAAAUAUCUACCGAAAAGGUAUGGGGGAGAACUAGAGGAAUAUAACAGUUUUUACGACUGGUAUGUCACUGUGAGGAAGGAGGUGAAAGUCUUGAGAGAAUUGAAACGUCUCGGCUAUUCUGACGAGAAAGAGGAGGCCAAACUGGAUGAAGAGACCAGAAAAGCUAUAAACGCACCAUUCGACUAGAAAAUUUCAUUAUAAUAAGUAACAGAUGUACAAUAAACUUAAGACUGUACUUAUUGUGAUUCCACAUAGAUGAUUCCAAUGAAAGAUUUGUAAUUUAUAGGUUCGAUAAUAAAAACACUCAAAA
Molecule: messenger RNA, 1241 nt
Organism: Coccinella septempunctata (seven-spotted ladybird)
Lineage: Eukaryota; Metazoa; Arthropoda; Insecta; Coleoptera; Coccinellidae
Product: clavesin-1-like
Exons: 6
Coding region: 173-1117 (314 amino acids)
Cellular component (GO): membrane
Molecular function (GO): phosphatidylinositol bisphosphate binding
Source: RefSeq, a predicted model, not a curated record